AUGGUAGAACCAAAGAUUUCCGCCAUAUCUCCACCACAACCCAGCCGUGUAGAACCAAAACUUUGGCAGUAUUGCGCCGGACACUCCGUCAAAAUUCCUAAACUUCAUUCAAAGGUUUACUAUUUCCCGCAAGGUCACUUAGAACAUGCUUGCCUUAAUUUCCCCAACACUGAAACCCUAUCCCUUCUUGAUGGUCACCGUCCUUUCAAUCCUUGCAUCGUAUCGGCGGUUGAUUACCUCGCCGAUCCUCAUACCGAUGAAGUCUUCGUCAAACUGCUCCUAACUCCCAUCACCGAUGGUUGUGUUCACGAACCUCCUGCUGAGGUUCGGGAAGACGAACCUAAAGGUGAUGAGUUUGUUUCCUCUGGAAAGACUCUAACCCUAUCUGAUGCUAAUAACGGUGGUGCAUUCUCCGUACCUCGUUCUUGCGCGACAUCAAUCUUCCCACAGCUUGACCUCGAAACAAAACAGCCAUCUCAAGAACUGUCUGUUACCGACAUUCAUGGCAAAAUCUGGGAGUUUCGCCAUGUCUACCGUGGAACUCCCUUGAGACACCUGAUCACCACUAAUUGGAGUAAGUUUGUGGACGAAAAGAAACUCGUCUGCGGUGAUUCCGUAAUUUUUAUGAAAAAGAAAAACUCAUUUGGAGAUAUCUUUGUCGGAAUCCGUCGGCAUACUAAGUUUGGUGCUGCUAAGAUAACUAAAGAAUCGGUUAUGGAGGCAGUGGAGUUGGCGAAUAAGAACAUCGCUUUUGAAGUUGAGUAUCAUCCUACGGUUGAAGGGUUUUGUGAUUUUGUGGUGGAUGCCAAGGUUGUUGAGGAUGCAAUGAAGAUUAACUGGAAUUGUGGAAUGAAAAUUAAAUUUUCUUUGAAGAAUGAGGAUUCUUCAAAGAGAUGGUCAGUUUUUAAGGGUACAAUAUCCGCUCUCUCAGCUCCUAAUCGUCCAUGGCGCAUGCUUGAGGUUAACUGGGAUGGGCCUGAAAUCCCACAUAAUCCAAAGCAAAGUCCUUGGGAGGUUGAACUAAUUUCUUAUAUACCUGCACUGAAUCUACAAUUGCCCCCAACAAAAAGGCUUAGAGCUGCUCAGGGUUCUACCUCAUUAGAUAAUAUAGAGAGAUCUUCCAUUCCAAUGAUAGAUUUCCAGCAGUCACCAGCAAAAUCCUUGAAUCAAGCAUUGUUGGAUUGUGAUACUUUUAUUGAGGGCAUGCAGAGAGCCCAAGACAAAAAAAAUUCCACAGCAACUACUACCAACUUUUUGAAUGUUAAGGCCAAUGAUUUAAUUGAGAAAAAUUCAAUGGCAAGGUUGGAUAUUGUGUCAAUUGAGUCAAACAUUAGCACUCCUAUAUUUGGUGACUUGUCACCUCUUAACCAUAGCAUUUUGAACCCCUUCGAGACAAAGUUUGAUGGUUCCCAGAAGUGCAACACCAAAGAAGUUAAUCCCGGUUCAUUUAUUCUAUUUGGUAAGAUGAUACAUUUACAUCCUGUUGAAAGUAAUUUGCAUGAUUCUGCUACCAAGGGAGAAGAUGGUUGUAUGGGCUGCAAUAAUUGA
Molecule: messenger RNA, 1548 nt
Organism: Medicago truncatula (barrel medic)
Lineage: Eukaryota; Viridiplantae; Streptophyta; Magnoliopsida; Fabales; Fabaceae
Product: auxin response factor 17
Exons: 2
Coding region: 1-1548 (515 amino acids)
Biological process (GO): response to hormone; regulation of DNA-templated transcription
Cellular component (GO): nucleus
Molecular function (GO): DNA binding
Source: RefSeq, a predicted model, not a curated record